AAGAUCUCCAAGCGCUUAGACUUCAUCAGAUACUUCGUUAUCAGUGCGCUAGCGGACUCAUCUUUGCAAUACUCUAAAGAAGAUUUGACAUCACCGCAAGACUUGAUUUUAUUUUUCAGACGAUUUCUCUGCUCGGAGAAUAUUCAUAUUUGACAUGACGAUCUCUCCAUAUAUAAAAAGCCCACUGCGCUCUGUACAAAACAUGCAGAAGGGUAAGGACAGGACUGUGACGUUCGCCUCGUCUAUCAAAGCACAUGACAACCAGAAUAACAUCACGAGAACGGAGAAGACUUCCCAUAGUUUCAGGCUCGUCCUCCUGGGCGAAGACGGUGUCGGAAAAUCUGCUAUUUCGGUUCGCUUUCUGUGUGGACGAUAUCUGCAUGAAUACGACCCGACAUUAGAAAGUUGCCAUGAGAAACUUGAGAUGAUCGAUGGAAGGUCAACGAAGAUCGAGCUCUACGAUACAGCCAAUCAGGCACCUCUGAUUGACUACCUGGCAGGGGCCGACGCCAUUCUCUACGUCUACUCCAUCACAGAUCGAUCAAGUUUCGAAAAGGCUCAGCAACUGCACUCCCAACUCUUCCUCCGCGGCAAGGCCCAUAUACCAGUCAUGCUUGUGGGUAACAAGAGAGAAAUGGAGAGGGGGCGGUGUGUCAGCUUCAAGGAAGGGUACACUCUCGCUCGGGACUCCGGUUGGACCUUCCGCGAGGUAUCCGCUGCAACCGACACGGGCAAGCUCAAGGACAGCGUCCUGGAGUUCAUCCGUGAUACGCAAGUAGAGAUGAAGAAAGUUAAGACGAGUAGGAAAGGACGAUACUUCAGACGAGCCGUGUCUGCUCUUUCUGGACACCACAGUAAUAACAACUCCGCCACGAACAACACCUCCAAAAAUACGGACACAUUAUCACCUCUUCCAGAAUGGUCUCUCAAUUUACUACACAUGGGUGCCCUCAGUCCUAAGAUGUACCAAAGACGAAUGACAUGUCCGAGCAUUUGAUGGACCAACAGCUCUAACAUAGACUUGACUAUUCUAUAGUGCCAGAAGGAACGUUGCAAUAUUAAUGACUGCUGUCUCGACAGAAACCUGACUGAUGCGACAGGUACAUAAUGUGCUUAUACAAUGUGGUUUAUGACAGCCUUCUUCUAUUAACUGAUGGUUUUAUAACUGUGAAGAAUGGUUGAAUGUUAAGAUAUGAAUAUAUAUGACGGGUGCCUUUACUCCAUUGGCGUUCAAAGUGAUGAACGUUAUGUUUAAUGGUUAUUUUGUAAAUAAUAGAUAUUUAACGUGUGCAAUUCAUUUGCACUAUAACUUAUAUUUGCUUUGAAAUAGAAAAUAAUGUGAUGUAAACGACACGAUUUUUUAUUAAAUCUAAGAUUUUUUUUAAAUCGGAUAAUAAUCAAUCAUGAACGACCUUUUUAAAAUGAGAUUUUGAAAAUAACGAUCCCCGACAGUGAAAUGCAAUGAUAUUAUCACAGGUAAAUACGACAAAUCUCAUUUUAAGAGAAGUAUUUUCAUGACCCGGUAUUUCAUCUAAGUAUUACAAUAAAUGAGAUGUAAAGCGAGGUUAUUAACUAUAUUGUGUAAGAUGACCAGACUUUGUUUUGUGUAGGAUAAUGACCGGACAUCAAUAGCUUUGAUGUCUAUACCUAAUGUCCAUAUUAACCCUCGGUGACUGUUUACGAAGUCAAUUGAAGAAGAAAAAAGAAAACAGUUUCUUUUCGUGAUGUUUGUCCCCCCCCCCCCCCCCACUUUUAUAAGGACGUCCUUAAAAUGACCUCACACAUUCAACUGCCAACAAAUGUAUUGUAAACAAAUAGUAGGUCCGAUUGUAUUUUUCGUCCAUCGUUCGUACUCCAAGCACGCAUAUAAAUUGAAUUUGUUUGUUUAUUUGUCGCACAAUUGUUGCAAAUGUUUUACAUAAAAUAUUUGUAUUGUCCACGAAUUGAAUGUCAUUAAGAAUAAGUAAGAGAUACUUUUGAGUAAAACAAACUAUUUCUCAAAUCAUUUUUUAUCACUGAGUACUUAAACAAAAUCUAAAAUCAUUACCUUAUAGGAACAGGGAUAUUGCUUUUACAUUGCUCUUAGAAAUAAUUGAUAUAGACUAUCAAUUUUCCUAAGUGUUAUCUAUAAGCUAUUGGUAAUCGAAAUUACUUGUGAUAUUCACAAUUUAUUGCAUUACCUAUAGAUUGUGUUAAUCAAAACAUACCAUCUCGCCUAAAUCAGUGUAUUCAUGGAAAAAUAUCUGAUACAAAGACAAUUUUCUUUUAUACAUAUGUCUUGUGAUUUAUGUCAAAUGCCAUCGUCUUCCCAUUUCGAUACUUUCAGCGAAGGAAAGUAGAAAUAAACAUCUCCUUUCGAUUCCUAGUA
Strongylocentrotus purpuratus (purple sea urchin) is the source of this 2368-nucleotide messenger RNA. Its product is annotated as ras-like protein rasD. The record is from RefSeq and is a predicted model, not a curated record. The transcript is spliced from 5 exons. Lineage: Eukaryota; Metazoa; Echinodermata; Echinoidea; Camarodonta; Strongylocentrotidae. Bases 155 to 997 code for a protein of 280 amino acids. Gene Ontology annotation, molecular function: GTP binding; GTPase activity.